Dendronephthya gigantea is the source of this 2197-nucleotide messenger RNA. RefSeq lists its product as uncharacterized. NCBI's taxonomy places the organism in Eukaryota, Metazoa, Cnidaria, Anthozoa, Malacalcyonacea, Nephtheidae. Gene Ontology annotation, molecular function: nucleic acid binding. Gene Ontology annotation, biological process: DNA integration. The record is from RefSeq and is a predicted model, not a curated record. The coding region runs from base 65 to 1558 and encodes 497 amino acids. The transcript has 3 exons.
CUUUCGGCGUUUCACUCUGAAUUUUGCUACGAGUUUACGGUAACGUUAUUAUUUAAAAAUUAAAAUGUCUUUUACUAGUGAAAGCCAGCAAAACUCACCAUUUCAUUUGAUUCGAGUUAAUGUUAGAGAAAUUCUAAUCGAUGUGAUUCGUAAUCUAGAAGGCACAAAUGGUAAUAUUAACAUUGACUAUGUUCGCUACAAAGUCGAUUGGCUUUGUGCAAUACUGACGAGAUUCGGCAAUAAUUUGGAAAACAUAGAACAUUUACUUUUACCACGUAUCAGGGAAGCACAAACUAUUCUUGCAACCAUUGACGACGAUUUGUACACAGGCAACAACCAUGUACCAACUUUAUUGCAAACAAAUUCCAGAGGAAGGCCUAGUUUUCACAUUCCUUGUGAACAAAUGGAACUAUUUCUCGAUUAUGGAUUCAAGGCAAGUGAAAUGGCAAAGAUUUUGGGUGUUAGUGAAAAAACAGUUUACCGGAGACUGGAGGAAUAUGGGCUAUCCAUGAGGAACAGCUAUUCCAGUAUUACUGAGAACGAGUUGGAUGACAUAAUUAAAGGGAUAUUGGUGGAAUUCCCUAACACUGGAUAUAAAACAAUGCGUGGACAUUUGCUUUCGCGGGGAUUGAAGUUGCAGGAGAGUAGAGUAAGGGAAGCAAUGAGACGUUCAGAUCCUGAAGGUGUUCUUGUUCGAGCAUUACAGCUAAGGGUAACUCACAGAAGGGUUUACAAUGUUAGAGGACCUCUUUCUCUCUGGCACAUGGAUGGUCAUCAUAAACUUAAAAGGUGGAAAUUUGUCAUCCAUGGUUGCAUUGAUGGGUUUUCUCGAAAGAUAAUGUAUUUGUCCUGUAGUGGUAAUAAUCAAGCAGCCACAGUGUUAGGUUUGUUUUCAAAAGCUGUUGAACUUCAUGGACUACCUUCAAGAGUGAGGGGAGACUAUGGUGGAGAGAAUGUCCAGGUGGCUUGGUAUAUGUUUAACCAUCCACAGCGAGGACCAGGCAGGGGAAGUUACAUCACAGGAUCAAGUGUUCACAACCAAAGAAUAGAGAGGCUGUGGCGUGACUUAUUUGUUGGUUGUCUGUACAUCUAUUACUCUAUUUUUUAUUACUUGGAAGAAGCAGGAUAUUUGGAACUAAACAAUGCAAUUCACAUGUUUUGCUUGCACUUUGUUUUUCAACCAAGAAUAAACAGACAACUCCAGCAUUUUUGUAAUGGAUGGGAUAAUCAUCCAUUGAGAACUGAACAAAAUAAAACGCCAAACAGACUUUGGAUCAAUGGACUAUUUGAUAUGUCAUCAAAUAUUACUGGAGAGCUUUCUGAUUACCAAUCUCAGGAAUGGAAUGAGUAUGGUAUUGACCCUGAUGCACCUUGCCCUGUACCUGAGUCAGAAAAUAUUGAAACACAAGAUGUGAUGUCUCCAUUACAAGAUGAAGAUUUCGAAGCAAUGAAACAACAGAUUGACCCACUAAAUGAUACUGAUGUGUAUGGCAUUGAAACAUACAUACAGGCAUGCAUUUUUGCAUCUUCUAGGUCAGGUUGCCAUGAGCCUGAAUAGUUUUUAUUAGCAGGUGAUUUUAAGGAAAGUAUAAACAUAUUAAGGACAAUCACUUGCAAAACCUGGCGUUCUAAUUAGGAAAUGUAGACAUCUCUUCUGGAAAAUGUUUUUGCCUUUAAAACAGAACCCAACUGCAACAAAUGUUAUGAUACUAAAUCCAACUUGUGUCUUAUAUGAUGCCAAAUCCCAUUGCUUGCAUGUCCAAGGCAAUGUUCAUCUGUCUGGAAAACUCUUCAAAAUUGGCAACUUUUUUUGGUAGUUCUAAAUCCAUAGGACAUGUAUUGGAAUUUGGCAAAACACUUUCAAUAGUUGUGAGAGUUAUCUUGUCAGGUUCAUGAAAACCCAUUGGUGGUAUACUACUUGCACCAGUAGAAAAUGCCAACAACUUUUGCAAACCCUUUGCAUCUAAUAAUGUAAAAAUUAAGCUUUAGUAUAUAUAUGUACAGUAAUAUGUUCUUAGCUAAAUCAAAACCAAUAGUUACGGUACAGAAAAUAACGUACCCAAAUUAUCAAUAUACUUGUAAAAAUAGCCUUUGAUUGGGUCAUCUAAGUGUGUAUGCAUCAAUAGACUUUUAAACAUUUCUGGGGUAAGAUCCACAUCACCAACAUGAACAAACAAGGGCUUGAAAACAUCAGGAU